Saxophila tyrrhenica is the source of this 861-nucleotide messenger RNA. It is a transcript of the gene PHB1, whose product is annotated as Prohibitin-1, subunit of the prohibitin complex (Phb1p-Phb2p). Gene Ontology annotation, cellular component: membrane; mitochondrion. The record is from RefSeq and is a predicted model, not a curated record. Lineage: Eukaryota; Fungi; Ascomycota; Dothideomycetes; Mycosphaerellales; Extremaceae. Gene Ontology annotation, biological process: mitochondrion organization. The transcript is spliced from 2 exons. The coding region runs from base 1 to 861 and encodes 286 amino acids.
AUGAGCGCCCCAAGAGUGCUCAACCAAGUCUACCGCUUCGCCAUCCCCACCGCCAUCGCCUUCUCCUUCGCCAGCGCCAGCAUCUACGAUGUCAAAGGCGGCACCCGCGCCGUCAUCUUCGACCGUCUACGGGGUGUGUCAGAGAACGUCGUGAACGAAGGAACGCACUUCCUGGUACCAUGGCUGCAAAAGGCGAUUACUUUUGAUGUGCGCACGAAGCCUAGGAACAUCAGCACGACGACCGGGAGCAAGGACUUGCAGAUGGUGAGCUUGACGCUGAGGGUGCUGCAUCGGCCUGAGGUCGGGAUGUUGCCGAAGAUAUAUCAGAACCUGGGCCAAGACUACGACGAGCGCGUGCUCCCCUCCAUCGGCAACGAAGUCCUCAAAGCCAUCGUUGCCCAGUUCGACGCCGCCGAGCUCAUCACCCAGCGCGAAGCCGUCAGCAACCGCAUCCGCGCCGACCUGCUCAAGCGCGCUUCCGAGUUUAACAUCCAGCUCGAGGACGUCAGUAUCACGCACAUGACGUUCGGCCGGGAGUUCACGAAGGCUGUAGAGGAUAAGCAGAUCGCGCAGCAAGACGCCGAGAGGGCGCGGUUCAUUGUUGAGAAAGCGGAGCAGGAGAGGCAGGCGAAUGUCAUCCGCGCUGAGGGGGAGAGCGAGGCGGCGGAGGUGAUUUCCAAGGCAGUGGCGAAGAGUGGUGAUGGUUUGAUUCAGAUCCGACGGAUUGAGACGCAGAAGGAUGUUGCGCAGUUGUUGGCGAAUAACCCGAACGUCACUUACUUGCCCGGUGGUGGGGCGGGAGAGGGUGGGAAGGGGAAUGGUGGACAGGGUGGGAACUUCUUGCUGGGGAUCGGGCGGUAG